Messenger RNA from Achroia grisella, 5246 nucleotides. RefSeq lists its product as uncharacterized. Bases 97 to 2136 code for a protein of 679 amino acids. NCBI's taxonomy places the organism in Eukaryota, Metazoa, Arthropoda, Insecta, Lepidoptera, Pyralidae. The transcript is spliced from 16 exons. The record is from RefSeq and is a predicted model, not a curated record.
AUAAACUAGCAUCUUUGUGAUUAUACGUGUUUAGAUUCUCUUUAAGAUAUACCGCGCUUUUAUUAUUUCCAACCAUCGUGGCCCGCAGAAUAGAAAAUGGAUUCUGAGGAGUCUUCUUUGGCGAAUGUCUCAUCAUCUUCUCCAUUCGUUUUUGAAAAGGGUCAACUAACUGCAGACCAGAAUGAAGGUAGCAGUUCAAAUGGCCAACCAAAUUCAGAAGAGAAAGAAGCAGGUAGCAGUUCAAAAGCUAUUUCAGUUAAUCAGUCACCUGAAGCUGGCGCCUCUACUACACGUGAUAUAAGAAAUAUUUUCAUUAAUCAAACGCCUGUACCAGGACCAUCCUCUAAACGUGAUGUAAACGUACUAGACUGGCCUGCUUCCACAUCAAAGGAGCACGGUCCGUUUCAAAUCCCGAUUGAAAUAUACGAAUGCAUAAUUUCGUGUACCAAGCCCUCGCGUAUACCAAUUCGCGCAAAUUAUAAGGAUGCGGAGAAAUCGAAACAUCGACCGUUCCGAUAUUUCGAUUACUCGCCGCAGACAACAAUACAUCACGUGCGGGCGAAUCGAAUGAUGCGUCUGCUAAUUCAGUGUGCGUUGAGAAACGCCGCUAUAGAUGAGCACAGUAUGAAAUGCGUUUGUUGCAACCUUUUACCUUCCGAACCUGUAACGGGAAAAUGUGGACACACCAGUUGUAUGAGCUGUAUUGUAGCCCAUCGGCUCAAGUUCCAAAUGGAUGAAAGCUUUAGGGGAUGUCCCUGUGGUGAAGCAGGUUAUGAGACGCUGCAUGUAAGCGUCAUGGCCAGAGAUAUACUUGAAAAACUAAAAUGUAGUGAAGAAAAUCUAAGAAACUACAUGAAGCGGUUAUUUAAGGCGAGUCGCCAGAAGAAAAUGAAAUCAUUACCAGCCAGCAGCACCUCUUGCCAAUUGCCAGCCAAUGCAGAGGGAGAAUGCCAGUUAUUAGACAAAGCAUCCAGACUGCCCAUAACUGCACAAGCUCGCUUUAACUUUGCAAUUUAUCUGAUCGAAUCAGCCCAGUUCUUAGAAGCCGCCAGUCAUUUAGCUAGAGUGAUCGUCACUGGGACCUAUCAACUCGCGAUUAAAGCGCGUAGACUUAUGCAGAAGGUGAUGGUACAUAUCGCCAAAGAAUACUACUCUCCGAGGCUUGAAAAAUUCUUACGCAACUUGGUUAAAAUGCAGUCCGCUAAAAUGUGGCUGAAGCUGAAAGAUGUCGAAUGUGUUCUGUGUUUUGAGACACUGCGCAAUCCUGUGACGACAUCUUGCGGUCAUACCUACUGUAGGAUUUGUGUAGAACGAGCUAUAGAUUAUAAUCUGCCAUGUCCCUUGUGCAAAAGAUCCAUGGCCGAUUUCGAUUUCAGUUCUAAAUCGCCAGUCGCAAUCCUGCAUCUAGCAUUGGAAUCGAUCGACGCUGUAUCAGUAGAGAGGCUAGAUCCUAACGUAAUCCCGAUCUGUUCUUGCACUAUAGCUUAUCCGGGAGUACCCUGUUCAGUUUACAUUUACCAGCCACGACAAUGGGUCAUGGUCCGUCAUAUUUUGAAGUCUGACAGGCAUAUUUUUGGUAUGCUGGCAAAUGACAAUGAUUGCGAAUAUGGCACAAUUUUAGAACUACGAGACUGCCUGCUCUUCGAGGAUGGCAGCUAUAUCUUGACCACUAUCGGUGUUUCGCGCUUUAGAAUGAUCGAGAGGGACACCCAAGACGGGAUGGACGUAGCUUUAAUCGAAAGAUUCGAUGAUGUGUCCGAUAAUGAUAUACCGACUCUGGCACAGCAGUGUAUUCAGAGCACAGUAAUCUCGUACAAGUCAUCCGUGUGGCUCAAUUCCUUGGAUGAGUCCCUUCAGUUUGAACUUUUGGCAUAUGGUAAUAUUCCUGAAGUUGAUACGGAUUUUGAGAUGUGGGAUGCCGCUCAUGGACCAAUUUGGCAUUGGUGGAUCAUCUCCAUACUGCCACUCUGCCAGGAUCUUAAGUUCCUGAUACUGACUACAAAUUCAUUACAUAAGAGGCUCACAGCAAUCUCACGUGUUUUAUCCAUGUUGCUGAGUUCUAACAACGCCUCUACACUAGAAGAUAUAGAACGGAAGGAGAUAUUCUUACGUAUGUGGUUUGAUAGACUAUUGUGAAACAAAACCCGAUAUAAGGAAGGUCAUCUGGUUCGCAAAUUGCCUAAAAUGUCGGCUAAAAGGCGUAACGAAUAUUCCAAUUAUCUCAAAAUGCUGUCUAUUAAUUUAUUGCUUAAAUCACUCGAGACGAAGACGAUAUUUGAAAAAGCCUGUAUAAAAUUGUCAUCUCUAGCUCACAGUUCAACAUGUUAACUGCUGUCGCUGUUACUAAAUAUUUACAGGUACGUAACGACAGCAGUAAAAUAUACAGGGGAGCCUUGUGGCAAUCCAUUAUUUACUUCAAUCACAUUUUAUUAAUUAUAAUAAAUUAUUAUUAGGCAGACCGUCUUACAUACGUGUCUUGGUUUAAAUAUUAUUCAUGGCCAUAGUGAUAGUAAAAUCUUAUACAUGUUAUUAUAAGAUAAAAAGCCGUACCUAGUACUCUCAAGUUUGAAUUAAAUAUCUUUAAACAAAUAUUAUGUAUGUAUAUAUAGGUAUUUCUAGUGGUCGGCCAAUAUUAUAUAUUUUAAUUUGGAAGGACCCAGCGGGUAUGGUCUUAUCCUUCUCUCUUAUCAAUAUCCUUAUAUAUUUUAUUUAGUGGUUAUUUUGCUAUACGUCUUUCGCCUCAGAACGAGGUAUCGUCAUUGAAAAUAGUUGGGACAUUGUAUUAGUAUUGACUGAUGCAUGAUGCCUCGUUCAGAGAAAUGUAAAAGAGAAGAGAAUAAUAUAAUUAAUAUAUAAUAUAAUGUAUAAUAUACAACUUUCCCUUUUAUACAUUUUCUAUACACAUCUUUCAUGUAAGUUCGACUGUAUCAAUCUAAUUCUUGGCAGGGUCCUUUGUGAUUAAUAAGUAUAUUUGUUAGAAUAGACUUUUCUGUGGUAGUAAUAAUAUUAGAGGACAAACAAUCUGGAAAUAUAAUAAUAAAACUAUUUAAUAUACAUUAACAAUAAGUAUUUGUGCCAAAGUCUGCGUAAUAAAUAAACUUCCACUCGGUCUCAUUGAUUUGUUACUGUCUCGCGAGCCAUCGUAGAAUCAGUAUAAGAAUUGAAUUUGAACAUUGCUCAUGUAAUGAAAGUGGAGCAAGUUCUUGGAAUUGAGUAUGUACUCAAUUAACAUAUGUUACAAAAACUAUUAUUACUAUGAAUUACACCCAACGAUUAAUGAUAUAUCAUGCUAUAAGGGUAAUAAACUAUUAUUAAUAUAAGGAUGGGACCCAUAGUGCAGCCAUAGUAUAUUACUAUUUUUUUCUCUCUUUUUUGGUCAAUAGUUAUUAUAGUAAUGGGAUUUUCUAAAAUUUUGUUACUUAUAUAUGUUUUUAUUUUUCUUAUUUUUUUUAAUAUCAUAACAACGGGCGUACCUGUUGUAAAUAAAUGAAUCACUGUUUUUAUUAAAUUUAUGAUUGCAUUUAAUAUUUAAGUUCAUAGCGAUUUUCAUCAUUCACCUCUCACUAUUGAACAUAUGAUUUAAGUUAUAAGCUAACUAAGUAAGUAGGUAUAGUUCUAAGAAUUUUGAAAUUUAUAUAAUUAAUAUUUAUACAGUAGAUAAUUAUUCAUAGGGUCAACGUACACUUUUUCUAUAAUACCUACGCACAAAGAGAAAAUUCAUAGAAGGUUCAGAAACAAUGAAAAAUUAUAGAAUCUUUCAUUUGUUCCUCAAUUACAGCGCUAUUUCUUUAAUUCUGCAACAACUUGAGAAGUACCUAAGACAGAAUAAUGAAAGUGACGAAAGCGAAUUUUGUUAAAACAUAACUACAAAUUUUGAGAGAUCGUCACAAACAGUCUUGAUUAUGAGGUCCUAAUUUAUAAUCAUUGGGUUUAAAUUACUAAAAUCCUAAUCACAUCACAUAUGUAGCGUCUAUUUACUUAUAAUUAGAUUUAAUACCCUUGCAUCUACUCAUACCUUUAUAUAUAAAUAUAUAAAAGAAAACCUGUUAUAUUCCAUGUUCAAAACGCUUGGUAUAGAUGCGAAACUCUUCUUUACAGGAUGAUUUUAUAUAAAUUUGAGAGCUCAGUCGUUAGCCGUUAGCUCAGUUCAACGAUUUUGUAAAUUCUUAUUUUUCGGUGCGUAUUUAUAUAGAUGGUGGACGGUGGUCAAGAGUUUGUAGUAGACGAUCUCACUAAGAUAGUUUUUUUUUAUAUAAAAACAAAUAACAUCGUAUAAGAUACCAGUAUAUUUUAUAUAAUGUACACGCCUAUACAUAAAAAUCAUUCCAUUUAAUAAAUAUGAUCUCGUUAAUCUCGAAUAAUAUAGUUAUUAAGUUAUGAUAAUUUGUUCACGUUCUAUACCGAAAUUUUUAAAUAUAUUAUAGGUAACAGGUUCAACAAAGCUGUAAGUUCGCUGUGAUCGAAAAUUGAUAUGUGAUGAUACUCAUAUUUUGUAUAGGUUUAAGAUCAUUUGAUAUAAUAAUUUUUUAUGGACUGCAGCAAUGGAAAACAAUUUGAUUGAACUUACGAAAAGGGGUAGAAUCGUGUACUGACACUGAAUACUCUAUAACGUCCAAUACUUUAAGUGUCCGUGUCUAAAGACGUUAAUUGAUUAAUAUAAUUAUUUAUUAUCUCUUUUUCACUAAAUUAGCCUAUAUUUAAAGAAAAAAAUCAUAAUCUAAAAAUAAUUAAUCUCCAAUAUAAAAAAAAAUAUUUAAGACACUUGUUUCAUCAUACAGAGGCACGUAAUAAAAGAUUCGCAAGAUUCGCGUAAUAGUUUUCCCAAUUGAGCUAUGUGGGAAGAAUAAAAAUUGUUCAACAGCUUGUUAGUCUGUUUUCAUGUACUGAUCUCAAAAUUUGUCUUUGCAAGUUACCUAAUGUUUAUUAAGUUAAUCUUAAUUAGCUAGUUAUUGUCUAUAUAUUUAAUGGUUAUAUGCAGUUAAAAUAAAGUAAAUUAUAAAUCUUGCCCCUAUUUGUAAAAACUGACACCUCCGAUAAACCUAAUUUAAUUAUCCAAAUGUUCAAAACAGUGCAAUGGUUUAUUAGAAGUUUGAUGUUUUAUGAAUAUGGGAGAGAAUAGUAAAAUUAAUCUUUCAUACAUAAUAAUUACCUACUUUGUGUUGUAAUUAGAGUUGUAAGUAAAAUCUAGUUAAUUAUCUACAGUAUUUGUAUUAAUAAUAAAUGCAAUGUAAAUUUUUAAUAAAGUA